Messenger RNA from Thelazia callipaeda (thelaziosis nematode), 1437 nucleotides. NCBI's taxonomy places the organism in Eukaryota, Metazoa, Nematoda, Chromadorea, Rhabditida, Thelaziidae. The record is from the annotation of a GenBank genome assembly.
AUGUGGAAAAAGCAACAAGCAAGACAGAGGUCUAGUUUGCAUUAUUGCAGUAUUGGAUCAUCAUCAUCCAACACGUCACCAUCAGAUUCAUCAUCACGUAGUUCGGGCGCUGAUCGCGCCCAUCGUGAACAAAAUACGCCACUGCUACCAUUACAACCUGCUUUAAAGCAGUCAACUACUAAGAAGUUCAAGGAUUUAUGUCGUGGUCAGCGAUCAAUGUCACUAGGUAGUGCUGCUCAUGAAUCACUGAUGGCAGCUGUUGCUUCAGCAGCGCAAGGUCCCAUGCAUACAGUGGAUAUGAGCCAUGGGGAAAACGGUUUAGGGGAUAAGGUAGUCCUGCUGGUCGAAAAUACAAGAUUUAUCGUCGAUUCAGCUGUUUUAAUUGCUAAACCAGAUACCAUGCUUGGGCGAAUGUUCACUUUACGUACUCAACAUCAGGAAGGUGCCGAGCUUGUACGACCUAAUGAUCAGAACGAAUAUGAAGUUGCAGAUGGACUAUCAGCUUCAUGUUUUCGUGCAGUUCUGGAAUAUUAUCAUGUUGGAAAAAUGCGCUGUCCAUCAUCUGUAUCGGUUUCAGAGCUUCGUGAGGCCUGUGAUUAUCUUUUAAUACCAUUCAAUGCCCGUACUGUGCAAUGUUACAAUCUCCGUUCAUUUUUACAUGAAUUAAGUAAUGAAGGCGCUAGGCAACAAUUCACAAUAUUUCUUGAGGAAAUCAUUUUGCCACAAAUGAUUGUCAGCACUGAGCAUGGUGAUCGUGAAUGCCACAUCGUAGUACUCUUGGAUGACGAAAUCGUUGACUGGGAUGAGCUGUAUCCUCCUCAUAUGGGUGAGGAUACAACACAAGUUGUUUAUAGCACACAGCUUUAUCGUUUUUUCAAGUAUGCUGAAAACCGAGAUGUAGCAAAACAGGCUUUAAAAGUGAUUUGUGGAAGGUAUACAAAUGUGUCUUACAUUCACUUGUUUACCUUUCUUGGCUCAGAACAUAUUGUUUUGAAAGAACGUGGUCUUAAAAAGAUUCGUCUUGGUAUGGAGGGUUACCCCACUCAUAAAGAGAAAGUAAAACGACGUUUCAACAGAGCUGAAGUUAUAUACAAAUACGUUCAGCGUCCAUUUGUUCAUUGUUCUUGGGAGAAGGAGGAAGCACGUUCCCGACAUGUUGAUUUUGCAUGUCCAAUCGUAAAAAGUAAAUCCAAUCCCAGUUUGGCAAGUGCUGCAAGUGAUUCCAUUCCUCAGCCAAAUCCUGUGCAGUUGAACAUAGUAGCUUCCGGAUCAGUGUUGAAUAGUUCUGGAAAUUCGUCUUUUACUCUGCCACUUGCGCAGCAUUCAAUACUUCAUAGCACUAGUGAUACACAUUUCUCUCAUCAUUUAACUGGCCAAGUUUGUCAUGUUUGGAAAUUCUUAUUUAUUGGGAUUAAUCCAGUGAUUCAAAAAUUAUAA